Messenger RNA from Salvia hispanica, 3111 nucleotides. Its product is annotated as CCCH-type zinc finger family protein. The record is from RefSeq and is a predicted model, not a curated record. Gene Ontology annotation, molecular function: RNA binding; metal ion binding. Gene Ontology annotation, biological process: negative regulation of DNA-templated transcription. Lineage: Eukaryota; Viridiplantae; Streptophyta; Magnoliopsida; Lamiales; Lamiaceae. Gene Ontology annotation, cellular component: nucleus.
AUCACCGUUAAAGCUUCAGCUUCAGCCUUCGCUUUCGCAGGCGCCGCCGCGCCAAUACUCAGCCAGCCAUUCCAUUCGGCCUCCGUUACUGUCACAGAAUCCGACAACAAGCGACGUCGUUUGAGAGUCUCUUAAGUAAUUGAAAAUAUUUCCUAACAAUAGAGAGAGGACUCUGCCGCUUUAAUGGAGGACUCGCCGCCGCUGCACAAAUUAGUCCUAAAUACACCGGAAACCGCCUAUUCUUUCCCUCCGCGCCGUCGCCGGCCUCUCCCCAGCCGUACUUGCGGCGCGCUCCUCCAAAUUAUCUCCCUCCACCGCCCCCAGCUUCGAGUUAAAGAGCCAGUUUGUGAAGAAGAUGGAUCUAUCACUCAUGAUCAGGUUAUUUCUACGGAGACGUUGGCUCCACAUCUUAAUAGCAAGGGAUCAGAGGAUAAGGUAGUUCUAGAAACAUUUGAUGGGGAGGGUAAGGAAAAUAAUGGUGUUCGGGAUUUUGAUGGUGAACAUGAAACAGGAUCAAAAUUGCAUCAGCCAGAGUUGGUACGAGACAGUGAGAAGCAAUUAACUCCCCCAAAUGAAAUCAGCAUCGAGGACUAUAUGGUUGUUGAAGAAAAGGCGGAUGAUUGUGCUGCUCGGAAUGCUAAAGAGUUAGAAAAUGUGAAUAGCAUCCUUGACAUUGAGAUGGAUGAUAUUGGUACUUUAAAAAAUGUUGAACUGGGGAAGGAUUCUUGUUUUGAUCGGUUCAAUGAUGUUUUUGACUCAUGUUUUGGCUCAGACGUGGCUGUUGAAUCAUUAGAAUCCAGACUGCUCAGCCAAGAGAAAGGCUCUGUUUCGGAGGUGAAUUUAGUGAAGGAUAUGGAUUAUGAAUUGCAGAUGAAGGAGAUGGAGCUAGAGAAACUCAUUUUUAGUUCUGGCAAUACAGAGGCAUCCUUAUGUCAAAAUGCUGGAAGGAUUGAAGAAGGAGAGAUCUCUGGGGAUGUUGGGAUUGCUGAUGAGUCAUUUGAUGCAUCACUCGGAGGGGAAACGUUAGAAAAUUCGGAUGCUACCAAGGGUUAUAUCGAUAGAGAUAAACUCCUCUCUGAGGACACAGAUAGAGGACGCCAGCAACACGGAAUGUCCAGUCCAUCACUGGCCAACGUAGCAAAUAUUGAGAGUAAUCCCAAGGAUGAGAAGAACAGAUUACCUGCUAGACAAUUGCGAGAUUAUCAUGAUUUGGAUGAUCUUCGUCCGAGUCAUAUGAAGACCCCCAAACGUCGUGAUACACCCUGUGGUUUGGAUAAACAAACUCCACCUGGAAGAAUCCUUCUGGAGAAUGCUGCUGAAAAUCAAACUUCUAUUACCACCGAAAUGGAUGAGAAUGCUGGAAAAAAUAAAAGGAAGAGAAUUGUGACCAAGGAAAGAAAAGCUAAGAAAAAGAAGAAGGAAAGAAUUAAAAGAGCAGAAAAGAACAGAGAACAGGGGGUUGAGAGAUUAAAGCUGCCAAUGAUUAUGAAGCCAAAGCAGAAAGGGUAUUGUCGCCACUAUCUAAAUGGGAGAUGCUAUGAGGGCAAAGAUUGCAAAUUUUCACAUGAUACAGUUCCCUUGACAAAGUCUCAGCCAUGUGGCCAUUUUGCUCGUCACGCUUGCAUGAAAGGAGAUGAUUGUCCGUAUGACCAUCAGCUAUCUAAAUACCCAUGCACCAAAUAUACAAAUGGUUUCUGCAAUAGAGGUUCUGAAUGUAUGUUUUCACAUAAGAUUCCAGCCAAGAGUUCUUCUGAGACCCCAAGUACCUCCAACCAUGGUUUGAUUUCUCAGCCGCAAACAGUGCCUGGAAAAGAAGGAUCUCAUUCAGUGUUGAAGGCCGGUAAAUCUGAACUGAAGUCCCCAUCAACACCGAACAACCAAAAUUCUACCAGACCCAUGGAUAGUUUCGAUACAUCUCAUCAGAAAGUUAACAGUAGAUUAGGCUCCACCACAAACUCUGCUCAGAGAGAACAGCUAGCUUUGAAGCCUGUUCCAAGGACAAGUAGGCCAACACCCAGAGGAGUUAGCUUAUUGAAUGCGGCAGUGCCACUUGAUGACAAUGGUAAGGAAAAACGGGACGGGUCCUCGGUAAAAACAAUUGAUGGCAGUGUUGCUGCUGGCUGUAAAGGGACCCUUGAAGUGGCAGGUCCCAAAAGUGAGUUGAAUCCAAGCAAACCACGGGGAAUAAAUUUUCUCUCCUUUUCCCAACCUCCUUCGGAUGAAUCUAGCAGUAAGUUUUCGUCUAGCUUGCUUCCCACUCCUAAUGAUGGGACAGAGAAGUCAGUCAUGUAUGAUAUAGGCAAAGGAAAUUUUACUUGCUCGUCAGACGAAGGUGCCGGAACCUUGAAUGUUAGGAGAAUGAACCAAAGCGAUACCAACCUAGUAUCAGACGUAAAGGCUAAUGAAACUCCUCCGACUGUACCCCGGAUUGCAAAUUUCUUGUCGUUUAACAGAGCUCGUGUGGAUGCAUCCACUUCAAAGGAAAAAGGAACUCUUGAUUCUAGUAAAAGCGACACUGCUAUAUCGCCUGUUAAAGAGAGGAAGAGCACAAGUGAGCUUCAGGAUAUCACCGGAACACCUUCCCCCUUCUCGCGUAAGCAGGGUGCAAAUUACUUGAAGGCUUUCCAAUCAACAUUAGCCAUUGCUGCACAGCUUGAACCUGAUGUUAAAGUUGGAUUACCAUCAUCAACGGAUAAUUUAGAUGUGAGUACUUAAUUUUGCAAGCGUUACUUCAUCCAAAAGGUAUGGAAUCUGCUUACUCAAUCAAUGAUGUGAUGCAUAUUGAAUACUACAUGACUGAGUGGUUAAAGCAGCGAGGGUUUAGCCGAGUGGAGUUCAUUCGUACAGCAAGCUUGCUGUCGGUGGUCGUUAUUCGUGCGUUGAAGGUGGUCUUCGAGUUCCAAGCGUUUGUGAGCAAUAAAAGGGAUCCUAUUUUUGAAAAAUUCAAGGAAACCUUGAGUUUAUAAACUGUUGGAAGUUUUUUGGAUAAAUUUAUAUACUGGGCAGUAAAUAGUAGGAAGAGAGUAAUAGUUACCAUUGCCCUAUUAUUAAUUUGGGUUGAUAAUACUAUUCAUUUUUACUAUUAUUAGUUCAUGUGGUAACAUUGCACUA